AUGCUCGACGUGAAGUCACUCCAAGCUUUCGUCAUACUAACCGAUCAUCUCCCUCUCUCGAAAUGUGCAGCUGUGAUGCAGAAACGACAUCGACCGAAAUUUCACGAGCAAGCGUUGGAGGGCCUGCGAUCGUCAGACCGGCGCGUUCGCUUGGCCGCAAGUCGGGUCGUAUGCCGGUUAUUCGACUGUCAAUCAUCGCAUGUGGAACCAAGAAUCGCCAAGUCGAAUCGCUCGCUCCUUAUACAGAAAACCAGGAUGGUGCUUCAACUCGGUAGCUCGAUCCAGGAAACGGCGUUGCUCACUUUGGGUCACAUAGGAAGGGAGGCUCCCGAUGAGUUGUUGCUUUCGGUGCUACAACCUCUUCUUCUCGCCCUAGGUUCGGUCGAAUCACCUUUGAGAAGCUUGGCGUACUCCGAGUUACUGGCUAUAGCCAAGCAUCGGAACAAAACGCCCUAUACUCUGCUCUCCUCAUCUCUUGAUCAGAUCAGUCUGCAACUCGCCCAGAACCUUGUGUCAUGCCCCGAUUUCGUCUCCGAGACCAUGCACUUCAUCGGAUUCUCUCGUCAAAACUUCUUUGAAACGACUCUCCGCUUCACUGUCCCGUCGCUGGUCCUCACGUGCAGCAAGAAAGAGCUCGAGACUCUUUCCUCCAUCGUGCAAGAAGGGCUCGGGGUCAUUCUUCUAGAUAAUAUUGCCGAGAUCCUGGCGAAAUUGUUCCUCGACCCCAAGCGAACGGACGGGAGUUUGACCUUCCUGGUUGACUUGCUUAGGAACCUCACUCGUCAUAAAGCAAUGGAUUUGUCCGUGUCUUCCCUCAUGUCGACCUGCAUUGUCCCUCUCAUAUGCGCCAUGGUAGUCGAAUUGGGCAACGAAGAUGCCUCAGUUCGGUCAAAUGCCAUCCGAGCCCUGUCAAAGGCUCAGAGAGCUCAAGGUUCCCUUCGAAAAGAAGCCGAUUUAGGCACAUUCCUUAAACCCCAUAUGUUGGGCGUCAUCUCUCAUCUUAAUGAAACGCUUCACGAUAUACAAGGUCGCAAGUCUGUGGAGUACAAACGAAAGGUCAUUCGCAGCAUGGGCGAACUCAUCCGUACAGUAGGGGACUCAAUGUCAUCAUUCUCCCCGCAGGUAGGUCAUAUUGUCGCGAGUCUACAAAGCACCCUGGCGGUCGCCGAACUCCGUAAAGAAACUCUUCAAACGUGGGAGACCUUCAUCAGUACUUUACGAUUCGUCGAUGUCGGGCCCUUCGUCGGCCGGACGACCAGCGCGUUAUUGUCAGGCUGGAAGACCUUUGACUCGGUGGAGAAGCUUCAAGCUGUUGCCAUAAUCAACAAUAUCGCCGAUAAUGUCGAACAUCUCGCCAGUUAUCGCGAUGAGAUUGUUAGCUUGGAUGGAAUUCCGGAAUUAACGCAUGCUGCACGCAAGCUUACCGACCAACGCAGAAACUGGCCUUUGCAGAGGAGGAUAGAAAACCUGAUAGAGCGGAUCAACAGCAAGAACGUCGCCUUGGCGACCACUUCAAUGUCGGAAUUACGAAAUGUUUUGCUCAACCGCCAGGAUGAACUUCGUGCCCUGUCCCGGGGCGAUACAUUCGAAACCAUCAUCGCUCGCCUCAUUCGUAGCCUCAUGUUAGCCAUGGCUAGGGACAGCGAUUAUGAAGAAAUGCGCGAGUCCGCAUAUGAAUGUUUGGGAAUAUUGGGAGCACUUGAUCCUGAUCGUUUACCUUCCUUACCUGAACCACCUUCGAUGACACUCAUCAAUAACUUCACCGAUGGCGAAGAGGCGAAAGAUUUCGCAGUACAUCUCAUACGCGAUCUCCUUGUGGAUGCCUUUCACGCGACAAAUGAUACGAAACAUCAAAUACAUUUGGCUUUUGCAAUACAACAAUUGAUGAAAUUCUGUCAAUUCACUCCCGCAAUCCUCCUUCCUCGCAAUACUGUCUCUCUUAGUACUCGAAGCAAAUGGGAAGCCAUCCCUAAGGACCAGUAUGAAAUCCUCACCCCUUUACUAGAAUCUCGGUAUACUCUGAAAGACGUACCUCCCAGGGAAUACGAACAUCCCAUAUAUCCAUCCACACCAACGUAUCGAGAAUGGGUCCAAAAAUGGAGUGCAGAUCUGUUGGGUACGAUCCUUGCCAUAAACCCUGUCAGUCCUGCGAUCACCAAUAGUCGUGAGAUCUUUGGAGUUUUCCGCGGAGUUCUACGCAGUCAAGAUGUUACCGUCGCCCAUCACAUACUUCCUCACUUGGUCCUGACAGUGCUCCUUUUUGGAUCUUCAGAUCACCGGACAGAAAUUUGUUUUGAAAUCAAUACGGUCUUGCAAGAUCAAGUCAAUCCCACCGGUACAGUUGACAAACGAACUCUCAGCGCUCAAGUUGUCUUUGACUUGAUGGAUUAUCUCAGCAAGUGGUUGAGAACGCAACGAACCUCACGUAGUGACUCCAAGUCUAAAACUGCGUCCGCCAAUACCUUCGUCAAAGUUGUGGAGCAAGUCUUGUCCAGCAUCGAAACUGAGCUCAUGGCAAAUGCGGCUUUACAGAGUAAAGCAUACGCUCGUUCUUUGCGGGGGUUCGAGCAACGUAUCAUUCAAUUGCGACUGGAGAAGCGACCCAACUUUGAUCUUCAAAUCUAUUUCGAGAGAUUACAUCAGAUCUAUGCGGAGCUCGAUGAACCAGAUGGAAUGGAAGGAGUUUCAGCAUUUGUUCUCUCUCCCUCUCUCGAGCUACAGAUCAGAGAACAUGAGAGUACAGGUCGUUGGACAUCAGCUCAAAGUUGCUGGGAGGUUCGUCUUCAACAGUCACCCGACGAUAUCUCACUGCAUGAAGGUUUGCUCAAAUGUCUCAAGAGUCUAGGCCAUUAUGACACUCUUCGAACUCAUAUUCGUGGAGUGCUCAGUCGUCAUCCCGACUGGUCAGAUCGUCUUGCAGCCUACGAAGCUGAAGCUGCUUGGAUCAUAGGCGAUUGGAAUACGGUGGAACAAGUGGGUGACCGAGGUCCUGCUAUAGGCAGAGUCUUGUCUACUUUACGUGAGAAAGGUGAUUUCCCAAACAUGCUGAAACAAGCACGCGCUCAAGUUGGCGGCGAUCUCAAAGUCAGCCAGUACGGUCGAGGAUACGAUCAUGUUCUUCAACUACAUCUCUUACGGGAAGUCGAAAUCAUUCAUCAAGCACAUACGAAGAUUUCAACAACCCAUCCAUCGGCAAAUCGCCUUGUUAUAUUGCAGAAAGACGUGGCGGACUUACGCAAGACCCUCAAUGAACGGCUAUCUACAACUUCUCCGGCGUUCAGACAUCGCGAGCUCAUUCUCAGCAUUCGCAGGACUACCUUCAGUCUACUUAAAACUCCGAUUCUCAAGGACGAACUCGGACUCGCAUGGAUAUCGACGUCUAAAGCCGCCCGGAAAGCGGGCUACGAGCAGACUGCCUACAGUGCAGCACUACAAGCGAGAGAGAUGGACGCACCCUUUGCUUUCAUACAGCAAGCCAAAUUACUUCGCUCGAAUGGAGAUGCUUUCAAAGCCUUGAUAGAUCUCAAGAACUCGGUGACACCUUUGUUACAACAAACACAGGAGACCACGGACUUUACUAGGGAUCGAAAUCUUGCUAAGGCUGUCUUACUGGAAGCUAGAUGGGCAAAUGAAACUGAUCGUUUCGAGCGUAACGACAUCAUAAGGCGAUUCGUGGACGCGAUUCAGCUAGCCCCAACUGCUCAAUACAAUUAUCAUACUUGUCACAACUACAUUCAAGCGUUGCUUCAUGGUGUCAAAUACAUUUAUCAGACCAUGCCCAGAAUGCUCACCAUAUGGCUGGAUUUAGGAGAAAGCAAGGAUCUGAAGAAAUCAUCCGAGACGCAACAUUACUUGGAUAAGAUUACCGCUUUAGUAGAUAAGGCGAGGAAAGAGCUGAAGGUUUACCAAUUCUUCACUGCCUACCCUCAGAUCGUAUCACGAAUAGGUCAUCUGAAUCGAGAGGUUGCGGUGGUCCUGAGGAAGAUCAUGGCUUUGGUCUUGGCCAAAUACCCUCAACAGGCCAUGUGGCCAACAGUGGGGGUCAUGCAAUCCAAUAGGCCUGAAAGGAAAUCAGUAUGUGAAUGGGUAUUGAGGAGAGCACAAGUAACUUAUGAGUAUCAGCAAACCGAUCCUAACAUCGGACCACUCCUGAAUGAUGCGGAACGUCUUUCCCGACAACUAUUGAAACUUGCGGAUGACAAGUCGGAAGACAAGAAACGAGAAGUGACGAUCAGUGGUCGAUUCGCCUAUGUCAAAGAAGCUUUCCCAUGUCGGAUGAUUAUGCCACUUCAAGAUUCCCUCGUCUGUUCACUUCCUGCGCCAGGAGAUGACAUCAAUUCUCAUAGACCCUUCCCAGUUUCUCAAGUUGGAAUACAAGAUAUUGCCGAACGAAUCGACAUUAUGCCUUCUUUACAAAAACCAAAGAAACUCACUUUUGUGGGAACCGACGGAAAACUUUAUCCGUUCCUUUGCAAACCUCAUGACGACCUACGUAAAGAUGCCAGAUUGAUGGAUUUCAACUCGAUGAUUAAUAAAUUUCUCAAGAGUGCUUCGGAAUCUCGUAGACGUCAACUUUAUGUGAGAACAUACGCCGUCAUGCCUUUGAACGAAGAGUGUGGUUUACUCGAAUGGGUCAGUCAUACGAAUGCAUUGAAGAAUAUCGUAGAGAAAGGUUAUGCCAGAUAUGGAAAGAAACUCUAUGUGAUUUUCAAUGAAUGGUUUCUUGCCACUUGGCCAGAACCUUCAGCUUGGUUGGCCAGUCGAAUGGCCUAUGCCCGUACACUGGCUGUCAUGUCUAUGAUUGGAUAUGUGCUAGGUUUAGGGGAUAGACACGGGGAGAAUAUACUCUUUGACGAGUUGACGGGCGAUACGGUGCAUGUGGAUCUGAACUGUUUGUUUGAUAAGGGUAAAACGUUCGAGAUUCCCGAACGAGUGCCAUUCCGUCUAACACAUAACAUGGUCGAUGCUCUCGGGGUGACAGGGGUGGAAGGCGUCUUCCGAAAAGCGUCAGAAAUCACUUUGUCAAUCCUCCGUUCAAACAGCGAGGCUCUCAUGUCGGUGUUGGAGGCGUUUGCCCAUGAUCCCUUGGUAGAAUGGGCCCGACGAGCUAACAAGAGCAAAUCUAGUAAAGACAUCCGUACCACUGCGGAGAGUAACCUCAAACCGAUCAGAGCCAAGUUGAGGGGAAUCAUGGCUGAAAACACUGUCGUCUCUGUUCCCAAUCAAGUCGACACUCUUAUCAAAGAAGCGACCAACACCACAUCUCUCGUGAGUAAAUGUCCACCUGACCCUCGUCUUCUCUUGCGUAGCUGA
Tremella mesenterica DSM 1558 is the source of this 5313-nucleotide messenger RNA. RefSeq lists its product as uncharacterized. NCBI's taxonomy places the organism in Eukaryota, Fungi, Basidiomycota, Tremellomycetes, Tremellales, Tremellaceae. The coding region runs from base 1 to 5313 and encodes 1770 amino acids. The record is from RefSeq and is a predicted model, not a curated record. Gene Ontology annotation, biological process: DNA damage checkpoint signaling; telomere maintenance; protein phosphorylation. The transcript is spliced from 17 exons. Gene Ontology annotation, molecular function: protein serine/threonine kinase activity; protein binding. Gene Ontology annotation, cellular component: nucleus.